Messenger RNA from Penicillium alfredii, 2604 nucleotides. Its product is annotated as Het-C domain-containing protein. Lineage: Eukaryota; Fungi; Ascomycota; Eurotiomycetes; Eurotiales; Aspergillaceae. The transcript is spliced from 4 exons. The coding region runs from base 1 to 2604 and encodes 867 amino acids. The record is from RefSeq and is a predicted model, not a curated record.
AUGGCUGUGUCGUUACAACACCUCGGCCUCUCACUCUUAGUCCUUCUUGCUAUUUCUGGCCAUGCCCACGGCUUCGGUGCUGGCAAUAUCGCCUCCCUCUCCCGUAUCGAGGGUCAGAACUGGCGUCAUGGUGAUAUUGAAGAUACUUUGCUAACUCCUUUCCUGGCGCGGGUUGCUGGUGGUCGGAAAUUCGGUAAACUUGACGUGAAGCGCGUGUACUUUGGCAACUGGCUUCGAGACUAUAGCCAGGCGGUCGACGUGGGCACGGUCAAGUACGUCAGUGCUGAAGCGAUCCGCAUUCUCAUCUGGGUGCUAGGUUUCAUGAGCUUUGGUUUUGGCACGCGAGAGUUUGAGGUCACCUCAGAGCGACUCGGGUGUUACCAGCCUACGGAGCACAUCGACAACCCCCAAGGAUAUGCAGAGGGGGAGGAUGCACGCUGCUAUGAUCCACGGCUUCGCGGUCCUGUUGACGAGGAGCGCGAGCUUUCGGUUGACCCUCGGACAGGGUUGAAGAGCUACAUAGCAUCAGAAGAUAUUGGGAUUAACACCUCCGCGGGUCUGAUACGCCGUGUCCUCGGCCGUUCAAUUCAGCUUGGGCGUCGUUAUGCCCAAUCCCGAAACAACGAAGAUCUUUACGAGGCGCUGCGACUGCUUGGUACUGGCUUGCACUGCCUGGAAGACUAUGCCGCCCAUUCCAAUUACACAGAGCUCAGCCUCAUCGAGCUUGGGGAAACCGAAGUAUUUCCUCAUGUUGGGUGCAAUACGAGACUUGAGGUUGGCGGUGCCCGGGACUACAUCUAUCCCGUCGUGACAGGCACCUUUGGCGGAGUUGAUUUCUUCCACUCGGUGCUUGGAGAGUUCUCCGAUAAAACCAUGCAGUCUGAAAUCCAAUCACUGGAAGGUGUCAUUGACGAAUCCCAGGGUGAGAGUCCGUCGGAGAGCUUCCUACAGGAUUUGCUAGGCAAAAUUCCUGAUGGAUUGAUCGGGGAUAGCGACACCCAAGCUGGCCGCAUGGACGAUUUCAAGGCUAAGGCAGAUGAUGCCAAAAGCAGUGGCCAGCAUAUCAGUCCUCGGGAACCCGAGGAGUGGGCACUAUACCUCAACGACGUCCAAAAGCAGAUCUACCCCGUUCUCGAGUGGCAUGAUGAGCUGCUUAAGGCGAUUCAUGAGGCGAUCGAGAAGAUUCCGGUCCUGCCAGAGCUGAUCGAACAGAUUCAAGACCAGAUCACUAUCUUUGUCUUCUCCAUCCUCGCGCCUUACGUUCUUCCCAUCAUCAAGCAAGUCAAGGCCGAGCUCGAAACCGGUUCCUCCGAAGUGAUCCAAAGCAGCCGAGAGCAGCAACACAUAGUGUUCAAUGACGAUGACUCCACAAACCCUACCCAUUCGAUGUUGUCUAAAGACCACUUUUCAAAUGUGCUGAAUGAGCCAGCCGGCCGGAUUGCUUCGAAUAUUGUCAAGUGGGCAGUUCCCCAGUUAAUGCAGUGCUGGGAUGAUGAGUAUGUCGAUGUCGACCGGACCUUGAACAGGAUUAUUUCUGGAGUCUUUCACCAUCCAGCGCUCCGGGACUACGGUGAUGAUGGUGCAGUGGAUAUGCGCCAGACCAUGUUCUCGACCGUCGAGCAGUGGUGGCAGGAAAAGGGCGAGGAGGGGCGCGAUGUUCUCCGGGAGCAGCUCAGCCGCGACGGUGUUCUCGAAGGAAAGAACCAUAAAGAAGGUGUGCAAGACUCCGGGCAUGGGUGUGGCAAACCGCUAGCACUUCCCAAAGGCCAUGGCAAUUCUGGUGGAAUUCAGGAGGCCAGUGAUACCGGCCUUCACCAGGUCGCAUCUGACGCUGUGGGAGGAGGGGCAUUGGGUGGUUUAGUUGGCGGUAUUGUGGGAGGCAUGAGCUCAAUGCUCUUGAACGAAGCUGGCUCGAAGCCGGGGCGAGAAAGCCCCGAGUCUCCUCAGUAUGAAAGCGGCGACCUUGACGACAGGGAGCAUGAGCAUCGACAUCGACACCAUCAUGAGGGUCAUGGGCGGUGCGAAGAGAACCCGUAUGAAAACAUGCCGCCUCCACGACGCGAUUAUGAAUACUGGAGCGAACACGCAGCCUACGGAAGCCCACCAGUACCCCGGGAUGAUUAUCCUCAAACGCAGAAUUACCGACGCGAGUACCAGCAAUACCAGCCAGAGCACAACGGAGGUGGCUACUAUGAACAUGAGAGACGAGAGACCUAUCAGACAGGCUACAGUGAAUAUGAACGCACCAAAUCGCGUUAUGAUUACAGGCCAGGCCAGCCUUCGUACGGGCAUACGGAGCAAAGCGCCUACGGACGUGGAGCAUUCGAACAAGACGUCUCGCCUGGGUUUCAUGAGCCCCGGGGUGGCUAUGAUGAGUAUGGCAGCUCUGGCUAUGGAGCUCCGAGGGAGGGAUAUGGACAGCGGGCUGACAACAACACCGAGUACUACGCUGAGCGACGGCAUGAACAUGACCGGCGCUCCAGUGACUCAGGCUCGCGGAGCGGUGAUAGCGACGAGGAGCACUCUCAUCACCACCGGCACCACCGGCACCGACACCAUCGACACCAUCACCAUGACCGGUCUGGUUCAGAGGAUUCAAUUUAG